Metarhizium album ARSEF 1941 is the source of this 207-nucleotide messenger RNA. RefSeq lists its product as uncharacterized. NCBI's taxonomy places the organism in Eukaryota, Fungi, Ascomycota, Sordariomycetes, Hypocreales, Clavicipitaceae. The record is from RefSeq and is a predicted model, not a curated record. The coding region runs from base 1 to 207 and encodes 68 amino acids. The transcript has 2 exons.
AUGGAAAAGGUCAAGGAAGCAGUCAACAAGGCUACCUCAAGCUCCGACAGCGAGAAGCAAUUCAGCACGCAGCCCAUCCAGCACGGAAUUGACCCCAAGAUGGCUCCGCACCAAGCUCAGCCGGGCCCAGCCUUGGCUAAGGAAAUGCCCAGCGAGGAGGGCAGCAAGGCGGAGCGCGAGGCGAGAAAGGAGGAGCUGAACCAAUAG